Messenger RNA from Entrophospora candida, 741 nucleotides. NCBI's taxonomy places the organism in Eukaryota, Fungi, Glomeromycota, Glomeromycetes, Entrophosporales, Entrophosporaceae. The record is from the annotation of a GenBank genome assembly.
AUGUCUCUAAAAGACGAAUAUCCAGAUCUAAAAGAUACUCAACACGAUCGUACGUUAGCAAAGAAGUGGAACUCCGAACGUUCACGUAAUCAACUUCAUAUUCACCAGCCAACAUUCACAAGCGGUGGAACUAAUAAUGUGAAUAUAAGUGAGGAUUAUCAAAAGUGGAACAUUCAACGCAAAAUCAAAACAAUUACAAAUGGAAAAAAAAUAAAUGAAUUUUUCUCCCAUGAUAUCACAUCAUCACAACUUCGUGAAAAUGACGAUACAGAUCAUGAAAAUGAUGUACCAACAAGUCCUUCACAAGAUGCACCCGAAUAUUUUGAUAAACUCGUAGAUAAUGUGGACUUAUCUUACAUUGGAGGGGAAGAAGAACCUUGCCACCAUCCAAAGCCUGGAGUUUCACUAGGAAAAACUUGGGACACUUUUACGAUUGAUGAAUUGACAUUGCAAAAUGUUUUGGUUCCCUUCUCCACCAUACUGGGGGUCUUUGACUUGACAGGAAAAUAUAAUUUUUCCACGAAAUGGAAUGAACUGUUUAAUGCUUUUCGACUUGAUGUAGGAUGGACAAUGGUCAAUUUUGACCAAUACGAAUAUGUCCUUUUUGAUAACAUGGAGGACUUGAAAGCCCAGCAAUCAUUACCUGUACUAAGUGCCCAUCUUACGAUAUUAGAGCUGUAUCUUGAACACCUCAAACUACCAAUUAACGAGGGAGAAUUAGUUUUGUUUUGUUGCCCCUGA